Haliotis rubra (blacklip abalone) is the source of this 2354-nucleotide messenger RNA. RefSeq names its product sodium/potassium/calcium exchanger 1-like. The transcript has 7 exons. The record is from RefSeq and is a predicted model, not a curated record. Bases 303 to 1742 code for a protein of 479 amino acids. Lineage: Eukaryota; Metazoa; Mollusca; Gastropoda; Lepetellida; Haliotidae.
CUCUAUGGCGGUAGUGGUCGGCCGCACACGUGGAUGUAACGAUCACACUGCGAUGACAGCGCCUUUAGCGUGAAAGGAGAGAAGCCAAGAAUGGCGUAUUACGCGCUUAAAGACACAGAUCUGCAUGCCACGGAGAAGAUCUUCCACAAGAUCAUGAGCACAGGAAGAGAAACAGGCCGCUUCUCUGACAAGGCUGGCGGAGUUCUGUCCCCUUGCGUGGCAGCCCCAAUCGCAAGUUUCAAUCCCCUUCUCGGAAGUCGGAGGUCAGGGGCAAAUCCACCCCUGGUGCCACCAAGCUGCAGAUGAACCUGAAUAUAGCAGAUCCCAAUGAAGCAGUGUUGAAGAGGACCCAUGAUGGUGUCAACACGUACAGGAAUUCUUCACCCGUCUCUACAACACACACCAGCCAAUCAUAUGCCAGCAAGAAGCGGGCUGUUGCCAAUGGCAGCACACCUACCAAGUCACCUCGGGUGCUUUCAAAGGGAGACAAACAUCUGACUGGGGUCCCAGUGGAAAAGAAGAUCCUUGACAUCGACAGCCAGGACCGGUGGAACACCAGCUAUCAGGCCCUCCGUCUGGAGAAGGAGUGGACGGAACUCCAUGAUCGCCGCAGCAUGAAGAGGAACUCAGAGAUCCUGCGACAUCGUGUGGACAAGAUGUAUAUGAUGAGUGGAUCAGGAAUCAAGUUGAGGGCAAAGUAUGACAUCAACGACGAUGAGCUUCAACAGCUGAAGGACCUUUCGGAGGCUAGACAGGUGCUGAGAGACAAGUCUCGCAAGUCACAGAUCCAAUCAGCUAACCUGAUUGAGGAGGGGGUAUCUCCUUUCUCCCACCCCCCUGACACCACCCCUACUCAUGGUGAUCAGUCCUUGGAGACACCAGACUCGGGGCAGGGUGUCUCUCCUCGCAGUGACGUGGGUGUCAUGAAGCAGGUUCCAGAGGCAGCCAUUUUGUCCCGAACCAAGAGCAAGUCGCCAGUAUACCGUGCUGACAGCCCUGAGUCGGGGAUCCAGGCUGACGAACCCAGAGAGGAAGACUUACAGGACAAUCAAUUGUUUGAGCUGGAGGAAGAACCAAAAGACAUGGAAGAAGAGCUCAAAGAUCUGGAAGAAGAACCAAAAGAUCUGGAAGAAGAACCUGAUAGUGCAGGACUUGUAAGAGUGGAACUACGAGGCAUUGAUGCAGGAAGUCAUGGGGAGACUUCAAAAGAGUUUGACACAUCCUACAUAGAUCGUCCAAUAAGUCGGGUCGAGAUCCGACAUCAGCACAAAGCAGCUCCACCUCCAGAACAAGAUGUAGGAAUUGUGGAUAUUCUGAAGCACCAGCUGAGUACCAACAAGGACAAGUGCAUGCUGGAUAUGGUGACACGCUCGCCCAACAAUGACGGCAUCGAUGAUAACCUCGAUGAUACUCCCCCAGCCCGAGAAUCCUCCUCACACAAGAUCCACAUAACGCCAGGCCAUGGCAGUUACACUAUACUGCCUUUUGAUCCUUACGACAACAUCAGGAAGGGCAAGGUCACUGGAAGUAAUUAUGUGCACAAGGGUGAUUGUUGUCAACCACUGGUGAAGAAGAAAAAGAUCAACCGUCAAGUCUUACCAAUACAGCAGUUUCCGAUAAGGAAACCCAGCAGUCGAUUUGUUGUAGCGCAAAGCCCAGUCACGUGCAACUGUCGUCAGAGUUCAUAUCAGAUGUUGUCGGUACAAGGGUACCACGUUUUGCUCUCGAAGAGGGUCAUGUGACUUUCAGCAGCAGUGUCCCCUGCUGGCAUGGAGAUUCAUUUCAUUGUCAGAGCCAAUUAAAAGGAAGUUGCUGAACACUUAAACAAUUUUCAUUUAUCAGUAUCUAUUUACAUAUGAUAUAAACUUGUUUUAAUUAUGUCUUGAAAUAUUGUAAAUGGUGUAUAUGACAUGUUUUUGCUGAUGUGAUUUUUCCAGGCAAUCAGUUUUACAAUUUUAUUUUUGUAUGUUCAAAUAUUUGUAAAGCAGUGUAUGUUACAUUCUAUUGAAUGUUUACGUUUCUCAUUGGUGCUACAACAACCACUACAAGUUUAUUUGUGUUAUGUUUUGUGGAGUGACGUAUAAGCAUUAUAGUAUUGUUAUAUCACUCCAGUUUUGUUCUGUAUAGACUACAAGAUUAUUACAUAUAUCCAAGUUAUCUUUCAUAUGAAGACUAAUACAUUCUCAAAAUGCUUUUUGGUUCCAUAAACUGCUCUGAAAUUGCCACAGGUGUUUCUAUGGAUGAUUAUAAUUUAGGAAUUCAGUGCUGGUUUUUCGUUAUAUCGCUCCUGUUUUGUUCAGUAUAGACUACAAGAUUAUUACAUAUAUCCAAGUUAUCUUUCAUAUGAAGACUAA